CAAUCAUUCGAGGCCAUUGUUUUCACACACUCUUCUUCUGUGUUUCACAAUCUUUCCCUCACCUUCCCACCCCCUUCCCUCUCUCUGUGGCUUUAAUUUCGCACCCGAAAGCCUCUGAUAAGGUGAAUUUCCAUCUAGGUUUUCCAGUGAUGUAUUCUCGUCGUCUUGUGUGGAACUGUUCGAGCAAAUUGUUCUCUUUCUGAGUUCAUGUGGAGGCCCUUUCACCGUUCUAAUUUUGCCCGCACUUUGAGCAGAAAUUUUGAAGAUUCAGUGCAUUGUUUGAUAAAGGGCUUGUCCCUCCUUAAUUGGCAGUUGAAUAAAACAUCCGGUGCAAUUUCAUUUUUGCGGAGAUGGCAACCAAUGAAAAUCUUCCACCAAAUGUAAUAAAGCAACUAGCCAAGGAAUUGAAAAAUCUUGAUGAUUCCCCUCCCGAGGGCAUUAAAGUUGUUGUAAAUGAUGAUGAUUUUUCAAUAAUAUAUGCUGACAUCGAUGGCCCAGCUGGGACUCCUUAUGAAAAUGGAGUUUUUCGUAUGAAGUUGUUACUAUCUCGUGACUUUCCACACUCUCCACCUAAAGGUUAUUUCUUGACUAAAAUUUUCCAUCCUAACAUUGCAACCAACGGAGAGAUUUGUGUCAACACGUUGAAGAAGGAUUGGAAUCCUACCCUCGGUUUGCGACAUGUUCUUAUUGUUGUCAGGUGUCUUUUGAUUGAACCAUUUCCAGAGUCAGCUCUAAAUGAGCAAGCUGGCAAAAUGCUGCUUGAAAAUUACGAGGAGUAUGCGAGACAUGCUAGGCUUUACACUGGAAUCCAUGCAAAACCCAAGCCCAAAUUCAAAACUGGAGCUAUAUCUGAGUCAACGACUGCACUGAAUGUUGAUCAAAUCAACACCUCAGUAAUUAAUAGUGAAGUGAAAAAUGCGGCAUCGGGUGCUGCAAUGCCAUUGCAGCCACCAUUGGGUCAGUCAGCCGCCACAGUGAGAGGAGGAAACAAUCUAGAACAGGCAGCUACUGUAACAACGGAUGCUCUUGUUAACGGGUCUACUACUGCAACGGUAGUUCCUGCUGCACCAAUAUUACAAAGGAAGGAAACUGGAGCAGCAAAAGUUCAGGCAGACAAGAAGAAGAUAGAUGCCAGAAAGAAAAGUUUGAAAAGAUUGUGAUGAUGCCGUUCAAUAUUUGAACUUUUUAUUUGUUGCCUAGUUGAUAGAAAGAAAGGGGAGGGGGGGAACGUGAAUGUGGCUGCCCAGGGAAGACGGGUGUAACAGUGCGU
Messenger RNA from Neltuma alba, 1270 nucleotides. Its product is annotated as ubiquitin-conjugating enzyme E2 22-like. The transcript is spliced from 7 exons. Lineage: Eukaryota; Viridiplantae; Streptophyta; Magnoliopsida; Fabales; Fabaceae. The record is from RefSeq and is a predicted model, not a curated record. Bases 351 to 1160 code for a protein of 269 amino acids.